This is a messenger RNA of Castor canadensis (American beaver), 3291 nucleotides long. NCBI's taxonomy places the organism in Eukaryota, Metazoa, Chordata, Mammalia, Rodentia, Castoridae. The record is from RefSeq and is a predicted model, not a curated record.
GUAAUUAUCUUAUUGUCAUUACCAAAAAGACGAAAAUAGGUGAAUUUUUCAAUCAUGUAAUCUGGAAAGCAACUGAUUUUGAUGUCCUUUCUUAUAAGAAGACAAUGUUGCACUUGACUGAUAUUCAGUUACAGGAUAAUAAAACUUUCCUAGCAAUGCUAAACCAUGUCUUGAGUAUGGAUGGAUUCUACUUUUCAACAACGUAUGAUUUGACGCAUACUUUGCAGCGGUUGUUCAACACAAGUCCAGAAUUUCAGGAAAUGAGUCUCUUGGAAAGGGCAGAUCAGCGGUUUGUAUGGAAUGGGCAUCUUCUCAGAGAACUGUCUGCUCAGCCAGAGGUCCAUCGGUUUGCUCUUCCAGUGUUACAUGGCUUUAUUACUAUGCACUCAUGUUCUGUUAAUGGGAAAUACUUCGAUUGGAUUCUUAUCUCCAGGAGGAGCUGUUUCAGAGCUGGCGUGCGCUAUUAUGUAAGAGGAAUUGAUUCUGAAGGCCAUGCUGCUAACUUUGUAGAAACAGAGCAAAUUGUGCACUACAGUGGGAGCAGGGCUUCGUUUGUACAGACUCGAGGAUCAAUACCUGUUUUUUGGUCCCAAAGACCAAAUCUCAAGUACAAACCACUGCCACAGAUCAAUAAAGUAGCAAAUCAUAUGGAUGGUUUCCAAAGGCAUUUUGAUUCACAAGUAAUUAUUUAUGGAAAACAAGUCAUAAUCAAUCUGGUAAACCAGAAGGGCUCAGAGAAGCCACUUGAACAGGCAUUUGCAACAAUGGUGUCUUCCUUGGGAAGUGGAAUGAUCAGGUACAUUGCCUUUGACUUCCAUAAAGAAUGUAGAAAUAUGAGAUGGGAUCGACUAAGUAUUUUAUUGGACCAGGUAGCAGAAAUGCAAGAUGAACUAAGUUAUUUUCUAGUAGACUCUUCUGGCAAAGUGGUGACAAACCAGGAAGGUGUCUUCCGCAGUAAUUGUAUGGAUUGUCUAGAUAGGACCAACGUGAUCCAGAGUUUGUUAGCUCGACGUUCACUUCAGGCCCAGCUUCAGAGACUAGGAGUUUUGCAUGUGGGACAGAAGCUUGAAGAACAAGAUGAAUUUGAGAAGAUUUACAAAAAUGCCUGGGCUGACAAUGCAAAUGCUUGUGCCAAACAAUAUGCAGGAACUGGUGCCUUGAAGACUGACUUUACCAGAACUGGAAAGAGAACUCAGUUGGGACUAAUAAUGGAUGGCUUGAACUCACUAAUACGGUAUUACAAGAACAACUUUUCUGAUGGAUUUAGACAAGAUUCCAUAGACUUAUUUCUCGGGAACUAUUCAGUGGAUGAAUUAGAGUCACAUAGUCCUUUAAGUGUUCCAAGGGACUGGAAAUUCCUGGCUUUGCCUAUUAUCAUGGUUGUUGCCUUUUCAAUGUGCAUUAUCUGUUUGCUUAUGGCUGGUGACACUUGGACAGAAACACUGGCCUAUGUGCUCUUCUGGGGAGUAGCAAGCAUUGGAACAUUUUUUAUUAUUCUUUACAAUGGGAAAGAUUUUGUUGAUGCUCCUAGAUUGGUCCAAAAAGAAAAGAUAGACUGAAUUUGUGUUUGUGGAAAGCGGCUUGGCUUGGAAGAGUCCAUGAUGCAGAACUGGAGUCUUUACUGAUCUGCUUUCCACAUCAGCCCGGGUCUUUUUAGCCUUUAUCACAAAGCACCUCAUGUGCUCUGUGCUGGGUGGAGUCUUAGAAUUGAUCUGAUAUUACUGCCUUGAUGAUCUCUUUACUAUUGAGAUGGUUGUAUUUAUAAUUUGCAGCUCUACUAUAAUUGAAAUGUAACCUGAAUUCAGCUCACAGAACAAAAGGAUAUGUUCACUGUCAAGCUAAUCAGCUAUUAACAGAUAAUUAAUAUAUUUUAAAAGUUCAGCCUCUUUCAUUAUUUAAAAUAGUAAAAUUAUUUUUCUGGCUCUGUUUCAUUAUUGUCAUUGUAGCAGUCACUGUUAGCAAGCAUACUUUUCCACACAUCUUGGGACUUUUCUUAAAAAUUUAGUGAUAAGCUAACUCUACAAUGUUUAUAAAAUGUAAGUCUCCUACAGACAUCAAGUAGUUUGAAGAGAUGGUCUGUGACUUCAUGGGAGGGAAGAGGAGAAUGGGGUCUGGGCUUCUUUCAAGUUUCUGGUGGCUGCCUCUUGACCUCAGUCAACUUGAACUGCUGCGGUGCGCCAGUAGUUUAAGUGUGAUGAAAGAGUUCAGGUAUACUUUAUCUUUUUUAAAAAGGUGUAAAUGAAAUCAAAGAAUGUAAAGUCUGUCUCUUAUGCUAAAGGUCCAAAGCCUUCUCUUUUUAAGGACUGCUCCAUUGUGGAAAUGCUGUGGGCUGGCCAGCUGCUUCCUUUUGGUUUCUUUGGGGACUACUCUUUGGGUCAUACAGCACUCUGAGAGGAUUUAUGCUAAAUUUGAUACUGCACUUGGGACAACAGCUGCUUUUUCAUGCAUGGUACUAUUGCUUUUCACUCUGUCGAGGUUUUUGUUGGCUACCAAUAAGUGUGUCUGAAAUUUAAUGCUUCCAGGUAGUUAUAGUUCUCCAAAUCAAGGACCAACUUCAACUUUAUGUGCAAAAACAAACCUGAAAAAUAGUGUUUCACAGGCUGUUCGUAAUUUUAACUGUCAGAUUGUAUAUGCAAAUUGUAAUUAUGAGGUUUAGAUAUUAGAGCAGUAUGUAAGGUAGUACAAUUACCAUUAUUUUAAAGUAAUUCGGUUAAACACUGCUACAGUAUUUCAGUGUUUUGCUUGAAAAUAUGUACAGUUUUUUUUCCAAUGGCAGUACCUUAUGUUGUCCUUAAAUAUUUCAAAAGCGCCUUUAUUUUAACAUUACCUUUUUUCAACAUUAUCUUUUAUAAAUACUAACAAGAGUUGUUGCUUUUAGAAAUUCUAAAGGAAAUAAUAGCUGGGGGUAACCCUGUGUUGUUUAAAAUCAGUCAUUAAAAACUCACAGUAGGGUAAAUUAAUAGUGCCGCCUAUUCUUAAUAUAUAAAUUGGUGUAAUUUGUUCCAAAGAUGGAAUAUUGAGACUUAGCUCAUGCCUACUGUAAUAUAUUAUUCAAAUGCUUCUGAGCAUUUCAUAGUAAGAACUUAAUGUCAACAACUACAACAAAGACCAAAUCUGAACCGCUAGUGUGGCUGCUUUCAGGGAGAAUGGAUUAAUGAUAUUGGUAUGUUGGGUCGUAAGCUAUCAAUAUUUCAGAACCCUGCAAUGAUUUUAUUUCUUAAUUCAUGUACUGUAAGUCCAUAAGUGAAAAUAAAAUGUAAUAUUCUUUUCUAAUUACUGUUGGUGUCAUUC